GAGCGCUGCACAGCGCGCCUUCCUGCCUCCUAGCUGCCUGCCCAGCAGUUCCGACCCAGCGCCAACAGGCCUGCUCGGUCGAUCUUCGAUCCAAAGAUGCGGCGAGGCUGGAAGAUGGCUCUGUCCGGGGGACUGCGGUGCUGCCGCCGAGUACUUUCCUGGGUGCCAGUGCUUGUUAUCGUCCUUGUUGUGCUUUGGUCCUACUAUGCCUAUGUCUUUGAACUCUGCCUGGUGACUGUUUUGAGCCCAACAGAAAAAAUUACCUACCUCAUAUUUUACCAUGCCAUUGUGUUCUUUACCUGGACCUACUGGAAAUCUAUAUUUGCAAUCCCACAGCAGCCAAACCAGAAGUUCCAGUUGUCCUAUUCAGACAAGGAACGCUAUGAACAUGAAGAAAGACCUGAGGUCCAGAAGCAGAUGCUCAUCGAUAUAGCUAAAAAGCUCCCAGUUUACACAAGAACUGGGAGUGGAGGUCAGUUCAUUGAAAGAUGUCAUGGUGCUAAACCAGAGUCCACUUAUCACACUCUGUGUUGUUUCUUUUGUAGAUGUGUAUUAAAAAUGGACCAUCAUUGCCCUUGGGUUAAUAAUUGCAUUGGAUUUUCCAACUACAAAUUCUUUCUUCAGUUUUUAGCUUAUUCUGUCCUCUACUUCCUGUACAUUGCUACAACAGUCUUCAACUAUUUCAUCAAAUACGGGAAAGGGGAAUUGCCCAGUGUUGGCUCAAAGUUCCAUGUUCUUUUUCUCCUCUUUGUGGCCUGCAUGUUUUUUGUCAGCCUUGUGAUUCUCUUUGGUUACCAUUGUUGGCUUGUCAGCAGAAACAAAACCACCUUAGAGGCCUUCUGUAAUCCAGUGUUUACAAGUGGCCCAGAGAAAAAUGGGUUCAACCUUGGCUUCAUCAAAAAUAUCCAGCAAGUGUUUGGAGAUAACAAGAAGUUCUGGUUAAUACCUACUGGGUCCAGUCCUGGUGAUGGACACUCCUUCCCUAUGAGAUCUAUGAGCGAGUCGCAGAACCCACUCCUAGCAAAUGAAAAGCCCUGGGAAGAAAAUGAGGAGGAAAACCAAGAAUUUAAAGCAAAAAUCAUAAAGAUACGAGCUGGGCAGAAUAAAAUCAUAGAAGACACCAGGGUGUUCCUUGCUGCAGAGAUAAAAGACCAAAAAAGGAGCCCUGAGGAGGCAGAUCCCAGAUUGUGCCACCACUUAACCCCAGCAAAUCUGAUCCCACCUUCGGAUCUGAGGCUGUGCCACAUCCCCCUCCUCGACUCCCAGCAGCAGGGAAGCAGCGACCUGCCGGAAUUUGUUUCCGUUCCAGUUGCUGGAAAUGCUCCAUCAUCUCUUCACUGCAUUACACUUGGCAAAGCACCUACCAACAAUGCACACGAUGGGAACGGAGCCAUGAAGAACAUAAUGGCUUGA
This is a messenger RNA of Hyaena hyaena (striped hyena), 1413 nucleotides long. RefSeq names its product palmitoyltransferase ZDHHC15-like. Gene Ontology annotation, molecular function: protein-cysteine S-palmitoyltransferase activity. Gene Ontology annotation, cellular component: endoplasmic reticulum; Golgi apparatus. The record is from RefSeq and is a predicted model, not a curated record. Lineage: Eukaryota; Metazoa; Chordata; Mammalia; Carnivora; Hyaenidae. Gene Ontology annotation, biological process: synaptic vesicle maturation; peptidyl-L-cysteine S-palmitoylation; protein targeting to membrane.